AUGGAUAAGGAUACACUUGACACUUUGCUUUAUGUCUUGAAGAUAUUCGGAUUUAUUCUAGCUGGUGAAUCAGCUUUCCUCCUGAUCAUUUUCUUCCUUUUCCCGGAAAGAUUUCUCAAAAUAGGUUGGUGCAAUGAUUGUUGUGGUAAAUUGAUCGAAAUUUUCUGCUGCAGGUAUCCUGAAGAUUACCCUGAUAAAGUGUAUCCAUAUCAAAAUUAUUGUGGAAUUCUAGGCUGCAUAUGUGGAUGUGGAAUCAUACCAGGAAUCGUGCAAUGCAUUUGCGAAGAAAAUCCUAUCAAUAAGGGUAACUGGUUUAUGCAUUUUUUAUCAGCAGUUUCUCGAACAUUAUGCUGCUGUUGCAAACAUCAUCAAUACAGGCGAAAACACGAAACAGUAGAAACAACACCAUGCGAUGUAUGCUGUUUCAAUUGUUUAUGUUGCACUAAUGACAGAUAUUAUUGUUGUUGCGAGAAUAAUUACGGAGUUCCAGCCAGAGAAUACGGCUGCUGCGAUGCACCAAUAGCUAGAAGCAAUUGUAAUAAUUCAUGCAAAAAAUGCUGCAAUUUCUGCUGCUGUACGAGUGGAAAUUCAGCACAUUUCAAUAACACGGCCGCGGUGAGAAAAACUCUCACCUUAAGUUCUACUUUAAAUAUGGUGAAGAAACGGCCACAUAUUUCUGCUGCGCUGGUUGUACAUUAG
Messenger RNA from Trichomonas vaginalis G3, 699 nucleotides. RefSeq lists its product as uncharacterized. The record is from RefSeq and is a predicted model, not a curated record. The coding region runs from base 1 to 699 and encodes 232 amino acids. Lineage: Eukaryota; Parabasalia; Trichomonadida; Trichomonadidae. The transcript has a single exon.